Molecule: messenger RNA, 1249 nt
Organism: Gastrolobium bilobum
Lineage: Eukaryota; Viridiplantae; Streptophyta; Magnoliopsida; Fabales; Fabaceae
Product: serine/arginine-rich splicing factor RS31-like
Exons: 5
Coding region: 114-842 (242 amino acids)
Biological process (GO): mRNA splicing, via spliceosome
Cellular component (GO): nuclear speck
Molecular function (GO): RNA binding
Source: RefSeq, a predicted model, not a curated record
UUGGUAUUAUUAGUUUCAGAGAGCGAGAACCCAAACUGUUAGGGUUAGGGUUAGGGUUAGGGCUAGGGCAUUAACUUUAUUGUUUCAUCAUUCUUCGAUUUUGGUUUUUGAAGAUGAGGCCAGUUUUCGUUGGUAACUAUGAGUACGAUACCCGUCAAUCAGAGCUUGAACGCUUGUUCGCCAAGUAUGGAAGGAUUGAGCGCGUUGACAUGAAAUCUGGUUUUGCUUUUGUCUACUACAAGGACGAGCGAGAUGCUGAAGACGCAGUUCGUGCACUUGACGAUUUUCCAUUUGGAUAUGAAAAGCGAAGGCUGUCUGUGGAGUGGGCUAGGGGUGAACGUGGCCGCAAUCGUGAUGGUUCUAAGGCAAACCAGAAGCCCACAAAAACUCUAUUUGUGAUUAAUUUUGACCCAAUUCGAACCAGAGUCCGUGACAUCGAAAGACACUUUGAACCUUAUGGGAAGCUUCUUCAUGUUCGAAUUCGUCGGAACUUUGCAUUUGUGCAGUUUGAAACACAAGAAGAUGCUACCAAAGCUCUUGAGUGUACACAUAUGAGUAAGAUAUUGGACCGAGUGGUGUCUGUUGAGUAUGCUCUGAGGGAUGAUGGUGAGAAGAGUGACAAAUAUGAUGACAGUCCUAGAAGAGGGGGUUAUGGGAGAUCACCCAGUCCAGUUCAUCGUAGGCGAUCAAGUCCUGACUAUGGUCGUCCACACAGUCCUUUGCAUGAUAGGUUCAAUGGAGCAGCCUAUGACCGGCGCAAGAGCCCUUAUUAUGGUAGGCAUGUGAGUCCUGAAUAUGGUAGAUAUCGCAGUCGUUCACCAAUAAGAAGGUCAAGAACUUAAAAGCGAUGCUCUGUUUUGGGGUAUGAAGCAGGCUGCAGUGGCACCAUUUUACUUUUUGGGUUUUGGAUUGGUGUACUGUUCCCAUUUUAAUGCUUGGUUUCUUCUAGAUGUGUAGCAACUCAGAGCCAAUUAUACUUAUAGGACCUUAAUAUAAUAUGUUUAAAGUCAGAAUUGUUGAUUCGUGUUGUAGGGACAUCAUCUCGUGCUAUAUUUAAAAUCAUUUUUUCGAUCCUAGUGCUAUUGUUAAAGUUAGGCGAUUGAAUUUUCUGUUGCUAGUGAAUUAACCAAUAGUUUGUAGUUUUCAUCCGAGGGAUGGAAGCGUAAAUGUUCAUGCUAGGAAUGAUCAAAUAUCAAUGCUCAGUAAGUUAUGGUAUUCUUGUGUGUUUCAAAACGUUGCUUCUAGACCC